Molecule: messenger RNA, 1314 nt
Organism: Trichoderma virens Gv29-8
Lineage: Eukaryota; Fungi; Ascomycota; Sordariomycetes; Hypocreales; Hypocreaceae
Product: glycosyltransferase family 76 protein
Exons: 2
Coding region: 1-1314 (437 amino acids)
Biological process (GO): GPI anchor biosynthetic process
Cellular component (GO): mannosyltransferase complex; endoplasmic reticulum membrane
Molecular function (GO): GPI mannosyltransferase activity; alpha-1,6-mannosyltransferase activity
Source: RefSeq, a predicted model, not a curated record
AUGAAGCCAAUUCCCUACCAUGAAUCUCGCCCAUUGCACUCCCUAAUCGCCGUCUUUGCUGCCUGGAAAGGCUUCUUGCUGGCCGUAGCCCUCGGAACUACCGUCAGCCACGACUAUGACACGUCAACGUCUCUCUUCUUCCAGAGCUUGUACGGCUCAAGCGCCAAUGCAUCGGCCCUCGCAACCCGGUUGACGCGAUGGGAUGCGCUGUAUUUUAUGAAGGCUGCGCGCGACGGCUACGUUUACGAGCAGCAAUGGGCGUUUGGAGCAGCAUUGCCGCUCUCAGUCCGCGGUAUUCUGUGGCUCUUGAAGCCGUUGACGCAACUGGUCAGCGAUGAUGCCGCCGCCCUCGAGCCCAUGGCGGCCAUCGCAUUUACAACCUUUGCUCAUCUAUUAGCUGUUCUGGCUCUUCACAGGCUCACUCUCGUUCUCUUCGGCAAUAAAUCACUGGCCUACGUGGCAGCGGUUCUGCACAUUCUCUCUCCAGCCGGCCUCUUCCUAUCCGCCCCUUAUGGAGAGAGUCCGUUUGCCUGCCUGUCCUUUGUCGGCAACCUGCUGUUCGCCACGGGUCUUCGGCCCGGUGCUGGCCUUUUCAAACGGACCCUGGCUUUUCUCGGCGCGGGCAUUUCGUUUGGAUUGUCCACUGCUUUUAGGAGCAACGGCUUGAUCAGUGGACUCUUGUUCGCCGUGGAAGCGACCAGGUGCUUGCUCGCUUUUUUCCGCCAGCCAAGCUUUUCAAAGCUAGUGCUGCUCGCUUCCUUGAUUAUUGGAGGGCUCUCUAUUGCGGCUGGUAGUGUUGUGCCGCAAACGGUAGCGUGGUUUAGAUAUUGCAAAGUUGAUCUCGCCGACACGGAACCAAGGCCGUGGUGUUCUCGCUUGGUGCCCAGCAUAUAUACCUUUGUUCAAGAAUACUAUUGGAAUAAUGGGUUUUUGAGAUAUUGGACCCCAAACCAGCUGCCACUGUUCAUAUUGGCCAGUCCUGUACUCACAUUUCUCAUCAAGUCGGGAGUACAAGUUAUACGUAACUUGGGCCAAGGACUUUCUAAAUCCACACCAGUGGUCCCAGAGUCGCUUCAUACCUUUGUACUUACACUGGCUGUGAUCCAGACGGUGGUUGCUGUCUUGGCCAUUACCAACUUCCAUGUGCAGAUCAUAACCCGGCUUGCAUCUGGGUAUCCCGUAUGGUAUUGGUGGGUGGCGAACAGCCUAAGCAACAUCGAGACUCGUAAAACGGGGUCCAUGAUUGUUGUCUUUAUGGUCAUGUAUGCCGGCAUCCAGGGAGGCUUGUUUGCGUCGUUUAUGCCGCCAGCAUAG